CUCUGGCGCUGCUGCUUUCUCACCCAGGCACGGCCGGCUGCUGCUACUUAGUCAAACUUUCCUGGGGCUGGGAGGGAGGAAGGGAGGGACAGAAAGAGCUACGGCGGGGAGGGGGCCGGUCGCUGCCUUGAUCCCUCCGAUUGUCUUCGGGUUGCAAACAAACUCCUCUUCUUUCCUAGCCCCGCAUCAAACGAGCGGUGUGAACGCAGCCAAACGGGCUCCGAAUAGUCCCCCCCUCUCCUCCUUCACAUCCCCGAUCUUCCUCCCUCCUGGCCAGCCCGCCCGCCCGGCCGCCCUUGUGCAAGAAGUUCGCUUGCUCUUCGCGUGGCUCGGGAAGAAAAUGCCCCAACUCAACAGCGGCGGAGGCGAUGAUUUGGGGGCCACUGAUGAGAUGAUCGCCUUCAAAGACGAAGGCGAACAAGAGGAGAAAAUCCAGGCCAACGUCUUUACCGAGGGAGAUCUGGCUGACCUCAAGUCAUCCCUGGUGAACGAGUCCGAGAGCACCAGCAGCACCCCCAGCAGCAGCAGCAGCAGCAGCAACAACGGGAGCAGCCAGGCUUCAAAUGCAGCAGCAACAGCAGGAACUCAUUCCGAGGCAAUCAGGCGCUUGCAAGAUCCUCAAAGGAUCUAUCAAGAGAAACUCCCGGAUCACAUGGAAGAUGGUUUAAAACAUCAGGACCCAGGGAUGUACAAAGGAUCUGCUUAUUCUGGCUACCCUUUCCUCAUGCUCUCUGAUCCUUACCUAUCAAAUGGAUCAAUGUCACCUUUGUCCAACAAGGUUCCUGUAGUGCAGCCGUCCCAUAGCGUCCAUCCACUCACCCCUCUCAUCCCAUACAGCAAUGAACAUUUCAGCCAUGGUUCCCAUUCGCCUCACCUGCCAGCCGACAUCAACCAGAAACAAGCACUGCUCUGUAAAGUAGGCCAGCAUUAUUAUCCCUACAUGGCAGGUAUGAGAGGGCUGAAGCUGAGAAGAACAGAGGCUUUCCCAAAGUUAUCUAGUACACACCGUCCUUCUCAAACAUCUGAUAUCUCUGGUUUCUAUUCUCUUCCUCCUAGUGGAGUUGGACAGAUAACACCCUCUAUGGGAUGGCAGAGCCAGCCUCUCUGUCCUCUCCAGCCAUGUGGAUUUAGACAGCCCUAUACGUCGGCGCUCUCUGCUGGGGCUACUUUCCCUAGGAUCACACAUCCCUUGGUGCUCAGCGCUGGAAUGCAUACAACAGGAAUCCCACACCCGGGUAUCACAUCUCCUUCUGGGAAACAAGAAAUUGAUCAUUAUGACCGAAGCAUGAAAUCACAACCAGAACCAAAGAGAGAGAAAGAAGCCAAGAAACCCACUAUCAAGAAGCCUUUGAAUGCUUUCAUGUUGUAUAUGAAAGAAAUGCGAGCAAAGGUCAUUGCCGAAUGCACCUUGAAAGAAAGCGCAGCUAUCAACCAGAUUUUAGGAAGACGGUGGCAUGCCCUGUCACGGGAAGAACAAGCCAAGUACUAUGAACUGGCCCGCAAGGAAAGGCAACUUCACAUGCAGCUUUAUCCAGGAUGGUCUGCAAGGGAUAACUAUUCUUCAGGCUCUUCAUCCCGUGAUCACACAAAGUUUAACUCAGGGCCCCUGGAAUUCAGCAGCACUUCGGGGCCGGUUUCUGCAGCAAGGGGGAAAAAGAAAAGACGAACAAGAGAAAAGCAGCAAGACUCCAGUUCAGAUCCUGCCUCUCCUAAGAAAUGCAGAGCUCGCUUUGGCCUCAACCAACAAAUGGACUGGUGCGGCCCAUGCAGGAGGAAAAAGAAGUGCAUUCGGUACCUACAAGGAGAAGGACGCUGUGGCAGCCCAGUUUCUUCCGAUGGAAGUGCUAUAGAUUCCCCUCCCUCCCCUUUGGAUGUGCUCCAGUGCAUAUCCUCCUCUUUCACUUCAGACAAGCUUGCUGCCCCUGCCGCACACCAAAACCAAACCAACCCUUUUUCUGUAUCUACGCCUAUCAGAACUGCUACAAGCACAUCAGGACUUGCUUCUAAAUGCUUGGUGGUGCCUCACACAUCUGUAGCGCCCAGUGAAGCCUCAGGGUAUAGUGUGGUAUCAAUCGGAACGUAACGCCACCUCAGCGAAGAUCAAGGCUCUCACAAAUUCAUCAGGCACUUUGGUCUUCGGAGCAGUUUCGCUACCUACGGAAGUGGCCUAGACACAGCUCUCGGCCACCAAGUCAUCAAAUGGCAUUCUCAAAGUCAGGUGGAAGCUGUGUCAGCAACUCAUUAAAUUGGAACACAAUGGAGCGCUGAAAGUGCUUUUUAUCUAAGUUAUGACAGCCAAAGUCUUUCAAGAGAAGGCAGAAAAAAAGACUUAAUUCUAGACAGCAACCGAAUUACAACAUUGUCUACCAAACCAGAUAAACCACACCAAUUUAGAAUAGUAGCUGAGAGGUGCUAUAGAUGUUCAAUGUAUAUUUCCAUUUCUUGCAGAGGUUUAAGUUUUCAAUCAUCUUGUAGUUAAUACACAGAUAUCAAAACCGCUAAAAAAGCAAGGAGGUUUUUCCCUUUCCCCGAGGGGUGGGGGGAGGUAAAGUAACCCUCAGCUUAUUAAAAAUGCAGGCAGGCAUUAUUAUGUCUCAUGCUUGGAAUACAAAGUGUUGAUCCCAGGGUAACAGGUUUCUUCACAGCUGUGUGUGGAAUUAGAGAUGACAGCAGCUUGAAAACAGGAAUAUUUAUUGAACGUUAAAGGAAAUCUACACUGCCUGCUUCAAAGCCUUAACUAUAUUCAGUUAUUUUGCCUUCAAAACUAGUUACAUAUCAGACAGAUGUGAACCUACUUUGUUGCUUUGUUUUUCUUCACAAUGUACUUUGGAAAGCAGGAACUUUUUCAAGAUUUUUUUUUCUUUUUUGCAAACUUUACAUGCAUUUGUUUUGCAUGGUUUUUGCUUUUAGCAUAGGCAGGUUUCAUUCUCUAAACAAUAUGUUGUUCUAGGGUGAAACGAGCAAUUAUCUUUAUCAAAUUGCAGCAUGUCUUGUGGCUGUACAAGUGACACAGACAUCUACUGGCAGAAUUGUGCCCUCACUCUGCUAACGAAAAGUAAUCAAAUUCUAUGCUAAGAGCUGAAUUCAGCAAUCUGUAUUAUCACAUUCAUAUGUGUUUGGUUUAUUUGGCUUCUGCUAGUCAUGAAGGCAGACAAGGUGCUGGGAAGGAUGCAUGUUGGCCAGUAGUUAAAAUGAGGGGUAUCAUUCUUUGCUCAUCGAGCAAGCACUUAUGUCCUCCACAAUAGUAUUCUGGAAAGGAGUGCAACAUGUGGAUGUAAUGCUUUGCUUUACCUUUCUCCUGUGACAUUACUGCUUAACUAGCUAUCAGCCGAGUAAGUAAAGUGUACUGUUGAGUCUGUGUUAACUCCUGGAGACCAUAGAGCCCUGUGGUUGUCUUUGGUAGAAUAUUGCAGGGGUUUACCAGUGCCUCCACAGUAUGAGAUGAUGCCUUUCAGCAUCUUCCUAUAUCACUGCUGCCUGAUAUAGGUAUUUCCCAUAGUCUGAGAAACAUACCAGCAGGGAUGUGAACCGGUAACCUAUGGCUUGCUAGUCAAGUCAUUUCCCUGCUGCACCAUUAGGUGGCUGAUGGCCUAGUACCAUUGCCUAAAACCCAUCAACUUAACCACUGACAUAUUUGCAUUCAGUUCUGCCAAAGUCUUUAGUCCAAGAACAUCUAUGCCAUUCACAAACUUUUAAGCAUUUUAACAGGUAAGGAGUUUUUGCUUUUCCCCAUCUUUGCAGUUUCUCGCUAUCAAAUAGCCUUUCAUCCCCAUUUAUUCUGAAAUUGACAGAUCAACUAAAAUCCCUCGGGGCCCAAGCUGUCACACUAGUGUAACUUCACAAAAUCAGUCUGUGAAAUGAAGGUCCAGCUCAAGUAUACCUGUUUGCCCUAAAAAAAAAAAAAAAAGUAUGUGCUGAAACUAAAGACAGAUACAGGCUUGAGAUUUUGGCAUGCCCCUCUACUUUACGUAUAGCAUAGUAUCGUAAAGAAUCUGAAAGCACCUUCUCACAUCCAAACUUUUUUUUUUAAAGCAAACUGGAUACCAAAAUUUUAAAAAAGCAUUGAAAUAAGCUAUUUCAGCUAUGAAAGCUUGUUUGCACUAGAUGUCUAUUUUCCUCCUCUUUAGGUCUGAAACAUGUUCUUAGACAAUCUUUACAUGUUGCAUUAUUUUACUGUAAUAUGCAAGCAAAACAGCUUGGAUACAACGGCACAUAGCUAAAAGGCCAUUUGAGCCUUUGUGUAUUGAAUACCAGAGCUAUAAAUGAACUAAGUCCAGAUUAACAUCUCACACAAGUAUUCUAGAUUCUGUCUCCACCCCAACAUACAGCCCAAAUAAAUUUUAGUCUCAGUUUUUCAAUGAUAAGUAGAAAAUAUUUUGAGUCUAUGGGUAACAUCCACAGCAGUAUUAACAGGGCCUUUUUUUUCUUUAAGCGGGUGGGCGGGGGGAGUGUUCUGCCACCAACAUGUGUUGCUCCAGGGAAUUCCCCUUUUGUACAUAUACAAGCUUGUGUAUGAGGCUGUGUUAAUGCAAGAACUAGUCCACACAGAAGCAAAUUUCUUCAUGCAACUAUGCACUAUGUCCUUUACAGGAGUGCAGCAUUUAUACUAGCGCAAAUAGUCUGGAUGCUAUUCUAUAUAAUGUUCUGUUUAUAUUCCAAUCACAUUUAAGAAAAAAUUAGAAGGCUUUUUUGUUACUCUAUUUAAAGAGAGUCAUAACCCCCCCCCCAAGCAAGCACAACUGUAUCCCCCUCAUUGUGGCCCUUCCUCCUCUAGCCAUGGAUGCAUCUGUUCAGCAUAAACUAAAGCUACAGCCAGUUAAAAGGUUAGGAUAUUGGCUACUAAAGAGGAAACUUAAGUGCAAAGAAGCUGCUGCAUUGAUCCAAUUUAUUACAUACUUGAAGGAAAUUACUUGAACUUAAGUUUUAGUCAGGAACUUUAAGUGGCUAACUUCAACUUUGUAACACACAUACUCUGCAUCACAAGGCUCAUUUGAGCUUUCUUUUGCUGUCAAAACUGGGCAUUUAACCUGAAUGAAUUAAAAUCAAAAGGGGGCCUCUCUCCUGGAAGAUGGAGGCUGAACAGAACAGACCUAGGCCCUGAUCUAGUUAGGGCCAAUUCCUAGGUGACAAUAGCUCAACAUUACUACUUUUGAGAGGACGUUGCUGCAGUUUGACUCGAAAUCCCCAGCAACACAGCUUGCAAGCAUGGAAGGGCCUUAAACCAAGUGGUGUCCCUCCCCCAAUUGCCAAAGGAAGAGGUCGGUCUCCUAGGUAUGCAGAAAGGAUCUAUGGAUUGAGGUAACACAACCGGACAGGCUUCCCUUUGAUGCUUGCCAAAAAUAGUAGACAAAAAGGUGCCUUUUUAAAAGAUAUCCUCUUCCUUGUACUAGGGUAGAUAUUGCAGCAGAUGACCCCCAUUGAGAUCCUUCCAGUGGUGUGACUAAUGACAGCCAGUGUUUGUUUUUUUAUCUUAGAAGUUAUGGCUGGCAUCUAGACAAAUGCUGAACAUGCCAAAAGAAAUUCUACACAUACACACACAAUGGGGAUAAAUUUUCCCCCUUCCCUCUGCAGUCCACUGUGCCUCCUGAAAAUAUGCCCCCAAGUGUCAUGGAAGCCUAGGGACUUUUUUUUUUUUUUUUGCUGCAACACAGUGGACACAGAAAGGGAGAUCAGCAAAAUUCACCCCUCCAUUGUUGCAUACAGGGAACUUUUCAGCACAUGGAAUAUUAGCUAUAUUGUUUUGCCCAUAAACUUUGAGAAUUCGGAAUUGGAGAUACUCUAUCAAGGCAAAAUCAUAGAAAGAGAACAAGAAAUCUCUAGUAAGAAAGUGUGUUGUGGUCAAUAUAAUAGAUUUGAGAGAACCAACCUGUUUCAUUUGUACACUUGAUAAGCACUCUAUAUUCUACUAAGUUAUAAAAUAUAUCACACAAAGGGAUAAAGAAUAUAUGAAAGUCUAGAUUGCAAUUUUAACACAACAUAAUGUAUCUCAGUUAUAGGCCUAAAUUAGGAUCACAGAAGGAAUGCACUCAUAUUGAACACCACUGACAACCAUGUUGUGCAUAAUGGUUGCAAUUAAAAAGAACACACCAAGCAACAAGUGGAAGUUCAUAUACUGUGAUCAACACCAUGUAGAAGGAUUAACCAGCCUUCUGGUUUACUGGAAGUUGUGUUUGUAGUUUCAGUACAAUUGUUGAGUCAACUAGACUUGAGUGAGAGAGCAGAUUGAAUUUAUAUUCUCUUGCGUUGCUUUAAUGCAAAUAACUCCAACUCAGACCUUUUUCCUGCUUCAUCUUCUCAGUCUUAGUAGCACAAUUUACAUGGCCCAACUCUAGUUUCAAUGGCAUUUUGAAUCCUUCUGCCUAUUUUCCAACUAGAACUUGUGUCUGUGAGCCAAUGUAGUACUGUAUGUGCUCUAAAACACAAGAUCAAAUCCACAAUGCUAUAUAUGGCUCAGACACACAAGUUCUAUAAAAGCUCCUUACCCAGAUCCAGCACACACAGUCAAUGGGGUACAGAUUUGUGAUGUGGAUAUGUAUCCAGUUACAAUGCUCAACCAGAACCAACUGAAUGAAGUCUGAUGUGCAUGGAGACACAAACCCGAGCUGGACCAAGAUCAUUAUUUGCUUUAUAGUGUUUCAAGUUGUAUAUUAAAACUCAAAAGUUUAGCACCCACUGACAAGGAAUGAUGAAUUAGCAAGUGAUAUAGACAUCCCAUACAGCAAACUAACAGAUCCCAAGAUAAAAUGCAAAAAAGUAUGACUUUAAGCAAUGCUAUAUGAGGUCUUUUGUAUCAAUGUUUAUCAGUUUGUAAAAGGAAAGCUUUGCCCUACAUGUUUUUAUUCAACAGGGUUUUUAAUUCAUACAUGGCAAUUCUGAAUUACAGAUUGAUUUCUUGAAGCCUGUUUGAAUGUACAAGUCAUGGAAAUACUGUACCAAUUCAAUAAUCACAUAAAACCACUGUAUGUAUGUAGCAGGGAUAAAUGUUUUGCAGCAGUUCUUUUGUUCAACAACUCUUUUAAAGAUAAGCUUGUUUUUUGCUUUUAUGUUCAAAAUUUGUUUAUGGCUUUAUAAAUAAAGUAAUCUGCCAGACUGCCCAUUCAAAAAUGGGCCACUGGGGACUAUAAUCCUA
Hemicordylus capensis (graceful crag lizard) is the source of this 7129-nucleotide messenger RNA. It is a transcript of the gene TCF7, whose product is annotated as transcription factor 7. NCBI's taxonomy places the organism in Eukaryota, Metazoa, Chordata, Lepidosauria, Squamata, Cordylidae. Gene Ontology annotation, molecular function: RNA polymerase II cis-regulatory region sequence-specific DNA binding; DNA-binding transcription factor activity, RNA polymerase II-specific. Bases 341 to 2083 code for a protein of 580 amino acids. Gene Ontology annotation, cellular component: beta-catenin-TCF complex. The transcript is spliced from 14 exons. Gene Ontology annotation, biological process: canonical Wnt signaling pathway; regulation of transcription by RNA polymerase II. The record is from RefSeq and is a predicted model, not a curated record.